Cantharellus anzutake is the source of this 1041-nucleotide messenger RNA. RefSeq lists its product as uncharacterized. Lineage: Eukaryota; Fungi; Basidiomycota; Agaricomycetes; Cantharellales; Hydnaceae. The coding region runs from base 117 to 956 and encodes 279 amino acids. The transcript is spliced from 5 exons. The record is from RefSeq and is a predicted model, not a curated record.
GAAAGCAUUUCUUAACGUCUACUGUAGGCCUACAAAAGAGCGCAGAGUGCAAGGUCAGCUUCGCCGUGGACAGCAUCUGACCAACAGCUCUACUCAUCGGCGGGAAGGGCACCAGUAUGUCAUCGAAAACGUCAGGCUCGGUUCCUGCGCCCCUGCGCGUCGCGCUUCCUUCAUCAACUCCAGCCAUAUCCACUCCGUCUGAAUCCUCCACUAGAGCGCCUUCACCUGUCUCCCAUCUCUCUGUUUCUACGAAACAUGGGGAACCGGAGGAGCUGAAGAUUGUUGAAGUCAAAGGCCUCGAAGAAGGUCACUACUGGGAUGGCCACCAAGACGAUGAAAUCCCAGACAAGACGCACGGACGCAUUUUCCGCAACCUACGUUAUCAGAUCUUUACGCUCUAUCGCCGUCUCUUCAGUAUUGUGAUCAUUACGAACAUGAUUAUUUUCAUCGUCUCGAUGGCCAACGGGGGACUUGUUGCAGGCCAAAUUGGCCAACUGGUCCACGGCAACUUACUUGUGGCGAUUGUGAUGCGUCAGGACCAUGUAAUCAAUGCGUUCUUCCUCAUCUUCUGUGCUGUCCCUCUCUCCUGGCCUCUCUUCUUCCGACGGGUUGCUGCCCAGGUGUUCCAUAUUGGCGGACGUAAGUGCACUCCGGCGGCGCAAUCUCAUCUACGGCCUGGUUCAUUUAUCUCACGGUUCAACUCACAAUCGAUUUCUGCAAUGAUCAUGUUCGUUCUCAUGAAUGUCGAUGGAAGGUUCACAAUAUUGACAUCUCAUCCAGAUCUCUGUGGCGACACUAACACUCACCUAUAUUAUUAUCGUUUGUCUUCUCACGAUCAUUGUAUUCGCCCUCCCUGGGGUGCGCGUUAUUAUGCACGAUUCAUUCGAAAGGACCCACCGCUUCGCGGGUUGGUUCGUAACCGCGCUUGUAUGGGCACAUACGGUCCUAUUUCUUAACGACCUCAAGCCUGCCGGGACAUCAUUGACUCACGCCAUGGUUAACUCCCCGUCGUUCUGGAUGGUCGUGGCCCUCACAAUCUCU